CCGACAGGAAGAUGCUGCUCUGCCUGCUGGCCGUCAUCUUCGCCAGCCCCUUCGAUAGCACUGCUGCGGCCGAGUUCGAGGACCACUUCAAGGACUGCCGUAUGGGUGCAUCGAACUUUGACAGCUGCAUCCGCGAAGCACUUAACGCCGUCCGGCCGUACUUUAAGACGGGCCUGCCCAAGUACAACGUGGAGCCGUUCGAUCCAUUCUACGCCAAAGAAAUUUCGACUCGUCGCGGACUGCCGAUGUUGGGCUUCACCAUCACUUUAAGGAACGUGACGGAGAGUGGAUGGUCGUCCAGCAAAGUGACCAAGUUCGUUAGCGACUUGAAGAAUCACAAGGUGGUCUACACGCAGAGCUUCCCCGAGAAGUUUUUGUCGGGCGAGUACGAGUUCAACGGCAACCUCAUCACGGGCAGGAUGAAUAACAAAGGCAAAUUCACCUUGGCACUCUAUGACCUUGUUCAAACGACAACGAUUACAAUGCCACCAGGAGAGAAACUGAAAGUCCGAGUGGAAGUACAAACCAUCCGGGAUUUGAAAUUGCACAUUUCAAAUUUGCUGUAUGGCCGCGAGGUACUAGAAGGCAUCCUAGAUCGUAUAAUCAAUGGCGUCUGGCAACCAGGCUUCACCGUGACCAAGCCCAUGAUCAACGACCUCGUUUCCACUGCUUUUACCGAGAUCUUCGGCAAGGCCUUUCAAAAUUUUCCUUUUGACCGAGUCAUUAAGACCAAGUCGAGCAACGCCUUAUGAUGUGGUUUGCGAGCGUUUACGUGUUGCUUGUGUGUGUUAAGCGAGCGCGGAAAUAUUCUGUCGAUUAACCGCUCAAUCGGAAAACAAGAUAAUUCGGGCAAGAGUCCGACUUUUUGAAAUUUCCGCUGCUUGAUUUAUGGUGUCGCGUAUGAGCGAACGAAAUUGUUGCUAUUCACCUUGAAAAAGUUUAUUUUGUCUACUACGUAGGGAUUCUAAUCUAAUCACAAUGUGCUCUUCGUCACUUGUCAUUAAUACUCAACUCGCCAUAUACUUUUA
This is a messenger RNA of Phymastichus coffea, 1028 nucleotides long. RefSeq lists its product as uncharacterized. The record is from RefSeq and is a predicted model, not a curated record. The coding region runs from base 12 to 752 and encodes 246 amino acids. NCBI's taxonomy places the organism in Eukaryota, Metazoa, Arthropoda, Insecta, Hymenoptera, Eulophidae. The transcript has 4 exons.